UUUACGGUAACAUCUGACGGGUCCAACAUUAUACAGACGCUGCAGAACUGCACCGGAUAUGCGCCGGCACGAAAUGACAACGGUACGAUAAAGCGGCGGAGCUCGAAAGAGACGAUGGAAGCGUGCCAGGGUGUCAGUAAAAUCAUCAGCGACGCGGCAAAGAUUUCUCAUCCGGCGGAAUCGAGACCCGUCAAACUCGAUGACGACGGCAUCGCGAUAAACAACAGCGAUAAACGAUCGACCGAGCCGCGACCGGGGCCGGUCGGCUGUCAGGGAAAUGGCCCGCAACGGAGCGCCGAGUCAAGCAUCGUGGAUCAAAGCGAAUACGUGGACGCGAAACGAGGAUGCGGCAGCAAAUAUAAAUUCGACGAUCUGAAAGAUCGAGAAAUGGCGGUCGAACUUGAGCCAGGAAUCAGUAGUCAGCAGGAUCAAUCGAACGCGACGACCGAAAGGAUAAAGCCGCGCGUCAAGGACACGUCGACAAAUAUAGACGAGAAGAUUGCCAGAAGUAGAAUCAGGAACGGUAGAGUGCCGAUAGAGGAAAGAUCGUUUUCGAGAAGGCACGUGUCUUCGCCGAAGUACAUGAGUUACUUGAGGACGUCUCGUAAGGAGGAGAGGGAUGAUCGACUUCGCGGUAAUUCCUCAUCUCGGAGAAACGAUGGGAUAGAAAAAUCGCAACGUCGAAAGAAACUUUUUAUGGAAAGUUCCAGCAUUGAGCGCGAUGGCCGAAGGAAUCCACGAAUUGGAAGAAGAACACCGAUGCCGAGGAGUACAGUGCACACGACGUACAAUCCGAUAACACGCUCAUCGACCACUCCUAUUUUAGAUUCCAGCGGUCUCACGAUACAGUUUCUGAGGCUGGCUGUUUUAUUAUACGCGCCCACGUUGAUGCCGGCGUUGAAUUCAUUGAUCGCGCAGCAGAAUCAACAAACGCCCGUGUCGAUGUCUUCGGCUUUUGAAAGAUCUAACGAUCUACUAACGCAAAUCUUCCGUCUGCUCAAUGAGCAACAAUCUAUCCCUAAUCUGCCAUUUGUGUCAAUCGAAUCCGAGAGAGCUUCCUCGGCUUUGACCGCGGAGACAGACGUCGGAAGUUCGCGGUCACUUUCCGAGAAGAAAGAGGAGAAUACCUCGAUCGCUACGGAUAAACCUGACUCUAUUUCGGAACAAGGAUCUAGCUCCUCCGGGACUCCGAGCCAUUGGAAACCGAAUGAUCGUGUACAGCAGCAGAACGGAAAAAACAGAAAGUGGCGACUGACGUCGAUGUUGACCGAUUCUGGUAUAAGACUGGACAAGACCAUUUUCACGGCAGAGGACUUCCGGAAAUUCGAAGACUUCUUAAAAGCCAAGAGGAAACGUCCGGAAGACGUUCGAUCUUUGUCCAUGAGAAGCAAAAACGAAGUCGUUAUGAAAGAGUAUUUCCGGAACUGGUUGCAUCGGUUGUUGCAGCAAUUGAACUCGGCAAGCAGUAUUCUGUUCAAAAACAACGAAGAGAGGAAAUUUUCAAAGAUUCCAGAUAAAUCCCCUUUGGAAGAAGUAAAAGGACAACAGAAUAGAGACCGUUUGAUAUUUGACGAAUCGCCAAAUUCCUCGAAAGACGACGGUAAUACCUUUUCGGAGCGCGAGGAAGAGGAUUCGGACGAUCAAAAGUCGUUCAGUUCCGCUGCAAGCACGAAUUCCUCGAGAUCGCUGCGACUUAAACAGAACGAUGUCGCGGAAGAGAAAGAGUCGCAAAAAAAUGAAAAUUCGCAGAAUUUUGACGAUUAA
Messenger RNA from Pogonomyrmex barbatus (red harvester ant), 1764 nucleotides. RefSeq lists its product as uncharacterized. The record is from RefSeq and is a predicted model, not a curated record. Lineage: Eukaryota; Metazoa; Arthropoda; Insecta; Hymenoptera; Formicidae.